This is a messenger RNA of Akanthomyces muscarius, 1215 nucleotides long. RefSeq lists its product as uncharacterized. Gene Ontology annotation, biological process: protein polyubiquitination; protein monoubiquitination. The record is from RefSeq and is a predicted model, not a curated record. NCBI's taxonomy places the organism in Eukaryota, Fungi, Ascomycota, Sordariomycetes, Hypocreales, Cordycipitaceae. Gene Ontology annotation, molecular function: ubiquitin protein ligase activity. The coding region runs from base 1 to 1215 and encodes 404 amino acids. The transcript has a single exon.
AUGGCGGCAAGCCUCGAGAUCUCCGACGAGGACCACGGGCCAGCAAUGAUCGCCACCGCUGCGGCCUCUGCAAUGACAUCUCCCGAUGAUCCCGAUGGCCCAGACUGCUGCGCCAUCUGCCUCGAGCCCGUCACCGCGCCCUGCGAGGUCGUCCCCUGCGGGCACGUCGUCUUCGACCUGCCCUGCGUGCUCGGCUGGCUGGCCCUGCACCCGAGCUGCCCGCUCUGCAAGACGCCCGUCGUGCGGCUCCUGCACGGCGCGAGCGGCGAGCUGGGCCGGCCGUACUCUGAGUUUCACGAUCCCGCCACCGGCGCCCGGCGCCCGCCGAGCCGGACCACAGGGCUGCCAACACCGGCACCAACGCCACCACCACCACCACCACCACAUCCAAUUCAUCGUCCUGCUGCUGCGCGAGAGGAGGGGGAGCCGCGCGCCGUGGCCGUACGUCGCGACGUCUACCGCCGCAACCGCUUCUCGAUGCACGUCGGCUCCAACCCCGUCUCGCGGUACCGCGAGCUGACGGCCGCCAUGUUCCAGCACGACGAGCAGCUCGUGUCCCGCGCGCGCAUGUUCAUCCGGCGCGAGCUUCGCGUCUUUACCUUUCUCACCGCCAACCGCGCGCCGCGGCCAACGCCGCCCUCGGGACACUUCGCCGCCGCCGCCGCCGCACCGCCGCAGCUGCGGCGACGCGCCCCCAGCACCGAGUUUCUCCUCGAGUUCAUCGUCUCCAUGCUCAAGUCGGUGGAGAUGAUGGGCAACCGCGGCGCCGCGCAAGACACGCUGGCCGACUACCUGGGCAGGGAGUUUGCGAGGCUUUUCCUGCACGAGCUGCGCUCGUGGCUGCGGAGCCCGUACGCGAGCCUCGCGGAGUGGGAUCGCGCGGUGCAGUACCCCCCGCUGGUGCUGCCGCUGCAGGGCGGCGGCGGCGUCGAGGAGGCGCGCCCGACGAGACAGGCUACAUCGCCGCCGACGCAGCUGCAGGAGGCGUCCAGCCAGCCACGAGUGUCGUUGGCCCCGCCGCGCAUUACGAGGCCGAGGAGCCAGGCAAGGACCCUGCCCGACAAUUAUCGCCCGGCCGGCCGGUAUGCACAGCGCAGGCCACAGCUGUCGAGGCCGCCGGUGAGGAGCAGAGCUUCUGAGAGUGAUGACCUGCAGCACCUCCGUCGUGACGUCGACCAAUGGAUACAGAGCAGGACGCAAGGCCAGAGAAGGUAA